This is a messenger RNA of Acanthisitta chloris (rifleman), 870 nucleotides long. Its product is annotated as transcriptional repressor protein YY1. Lineage: Eukaryota; Metazoa; Chordata; Aves; Passeriformes; Acanthisittidae. Gene Ontology annotation, biological process: regulation of transcription by RNA polymerase II. Gene Ontology annotation, cellular component: PcG protein complex; transcription regulator complex. The annotation marks the transcript as partial. The record is from RefSeq and is a predicted model, not a curated record. The transcript is spliced from 4 exons. Gene Ontology annotation, molecular function: DNA-binding transcription factor activity, RNA polymerase II-specific; RNA polymerase II cis-regulatory region sequence-specific DNA binding.
UAUGUAUUGAAUUCAGUGUUUUGUGUAUUUCAGAUGAUAAGAAAGAUAUUGACCAUGAGACAGUGGUGGAAGAGCAGAUCAUUGGAGAGAAUUCUCCUCCAGAUUACUCAGAAUACAUGACAGGGAAGAAACUUCCUCCUGGUGGAAUACCUGGCAUUGACCUCUCAGACCCCAAGCAACUGGCUGAAUUUGCUAGAAUGAAACCAAGGAAAAUUAAAGAAGAUGAUGCUCCACGAACGAUAGCUUGUCCUCACAAAGGCUGCACAAAGAUGUUCAGGGACAACUCUGCCAUGAGGAAGCAUCUGCACACUCAUGGCCCUCGAGUACACGUAUGUGCAGAAUGUGGCAAGGCCUUUGUGGAGAGCUCGAAACUAAAGCGACAUCAGCUAGUGCACACCGGAGAGAAACCCUUUCAGUGUACGUUUGAAGGAUGUGGAAAGCGCUUUUCACUGGACUUCAAUUUACGCACACACGUGCGAAUUCACACUGGUGACAGGCCCUAUGUUUGCCCAUUCGACGGCUGCAAUAAGAAGUUUGCGCAAUCAACUAACCUGAAAUCUCACAUCUUAACACACGCUAAGGCCAAAAACAACCAGUGAAAGCUGGAGAAAGAAAGUUGUUGAACUCAAAAACAUCUUGCAGGAAAAUGAAUUGGAAGUAAAUACGCCUCCCCUUUGUAUAUUGUUUCUAGGAAAGAAUUUUAAAAAAAAAAUAAAAAGAACCCUACAAAGCUAAAGGACACGUUUUGAUAAGUAGUAAAUAAAAAGGAAAAAAAAUAAAAUUAAUACAACAAAUCCACACAAAACCAACUCUAAGGUGACGUUGCUAAGAUGCUCUGCCUUGCUCUGUAACCCCGUUCCAAGAACACGG